AUGUCAGACGUUGAAAAGUUUGAAUGCCUAAGGACUUCAUUGGCGGGAGAGGCGCUCUCUUUGGUGGUGCAUCUCACGUUAACACCGCAAACUAUAAAAGUGCAUGGGAAAUUCUGCGGAGUCGAUACCCACACUUUCCGAGCACUCUUGGCUACUGGAUCCCAAGUUAGCUUCAUUACGAAGAAAUGUGCUGAUCGACUUUCACUGGCAAGGCGUCGCUGUUCUGCUCAGGUAGGCAUCUCAGGCACGUCAGUUAAUGUGGUAUCAGGUAUAACCUCCAUCAAGCUGUCACCAGUGGGAAAGACUGAUCCACUUAUUCCUCUCGACGUUUUCAUUGUAUCUAAAAUUACAGACGCCACACCUCAAUCAAAUAUCAUAUCUUCCUUGUGGCCUCACUUGACGAAUCUAGACUUAGCUGACCCAACAUUCAAUAUUCCUGGUCCAAUUGACAUUUUACUGGGGGCUGAUGUUGCACCUGCGCUUCUCACGGGGAACCACAUCGUAGGUCAACCUUUAGAACCAACUGCCUUUGGUACUAUCUUUGGAUGGGUUUUGAUGGGGCCAGUCUCAUCAAAACAGUCAAAUUCUGUGACUUCUUUAUUAGUGACUUCUAGUCUAUCGUUAGAACACUCUCUGACCAAAUUUUGGGAAAUGGAAGAACCACCUAAUGUUCAACAUUUAAGUCCCGAUGAAAUUCAAGCUGAAGCAAUAUUCACUUCUUCAAUCAAACGCCUGAAAUCCGGACGGUUCAGUGUCGCAUUACCCUUCACAUCCCAUCGUAGGGGAUUCCAAAAGUGGGGCUCUCAAACGGUUUCAUAG
This is a messenger RNA of Metopolophium dirhodum (rose-grain aphid), 819 nucleotides long. RefSeq lists its product as uncharacterized. The record is from RefSeq and is a predicted model, not a curated record. NCBI's taxonomy places the organism in Eukaryota, Metazoa, Arthropoda, Insecta, Hemiptera, Aphididae. The coding region runs from base 1 to 819 and encodes 272 amino acids. The transcript has 2 exons.